Messenger RNA from Gymnodraco acuticeps, 4113 nucleotides. It is a transcript of the gene lrp12, whose product is annotated as low density lipoprotein receptor-related protein 12. Lineage: Eukaryota; Metazoa; Chordata; Actinopteri; Perciformes; Bathydraconidae. Gene Ontology annotation, cellular component: plasma membrane. The record is from RefSeq and is a predicted model, not a curated record. Gene Ontology annotation, molecular function: protein binding; low-density lipoprotein particle receptor activity.
UAUGAAAUAAAAAAGACAAUUACAUAAGAGAUGAAAUAAUAACCCACCAAACAUCCGGGUACUAAAACCGGAGGCAACCGUCUUUGUGUAGAGUAAUGUCGUCACGUAGGAGGCGGGGCUUAGACACACACAGGUCUCCGCUGCGGACUGUUGUUGUUCUGAAGCUAAGCUAACGGAAGGUUUCCGGCAGCUCGGGUUAGCUGUGUGUUACUCGUUAUCUCGGAGUAUCCCGGAUUAGCUUUAUCCCGGGUCUUGCUGGGUGUCCUUCUUGUGGAGCAGGACGGGCUAGCUGUUAGCAUGUUGUUAACGUUAGCCUUGUUAGCUGUUAGCUCUAGAAACAGCUGUUAGCUGCUUUCUCUCUGUUGCAGCUAGCUCUCCUAUUACACUUUAUAUCCCGGGUUAAUUUAGUUCAGUGAUGGUGUAUCCCGGGUUAUUUUAACAGUUUAUAUCCCAGGUUACUUUAACAGUGAGGUGUUUUGUUACGGAUGGAAAUAUCUCAGUGAAUUGAUGGUUGCUGUUAGCCUGAGCUAACGGAGUCUUUGUUAGCAGACGGUUAGCUGUUAGCUCACACUUAGCUCACUGUUAGCGGGUAGAUUACAGCAUAUGCUAAAUUAACAGAUCGCUGUUUAUCUGAGAUGCAGCCAUUGGCUCGCUGACCUUCAUCCUCCUGCUCACCUGUCUCACCUGCUCAGGGUGAUGUCGGCCCUCAGUGCAGGCUGCAGGCUGCAGACUGUGCUCUACCUGCUCAGGGUGAUGUCGGCCCUCAGUGCAGGCUGCAGGCUGCAGACUGUGCUCUACCUGCUCUCUCUCUCAGGAUGCAUUGCAGCGUCUCAGAGGAACGGCAACAUGUACGUGUCGGGGAUUUCUAGCGCCUGUGGAGAGGGGGCGGAACUUCUGAGAGGCUCCAGCGGUGUCAUCAGCAGCCCUGGCUGGCCAAUCAGGUACCAGGAGAGACUGAACUGUAGCUGGAUCAUCAGAGGGAGACCAGGAGAGACUGUUACUGUCAGCUUCCAGGACUUUGAGCUGCAGUCCUCCCACCGCUGCUCGUCUGAUUGGCUGUCGGUGGGAAGCUUCAGGUCUCUGGAGGGUCUGAAGGUCUGUGGCUCCUCUCUGCCGCCCCCCUUCAUCUCAACCCAGGACCAGGUCUGGAUCCACUUCAUCUCCAACAGAGACUCUGACACUGGGAAGGGCUUCAGACUGAGCUACGUCACUGGUUCCCUCUCGGCACCAGGAUGUGAUGUGGACCAGUUCCACUGCUCUAAUGGGAAGUGCGUCCCUGACUGGUGGCGCUGUAACUCGAUGGAUGAAUGUGGAGACAACUCCGACGAGGAGCUGUGCCUCGACUCCCCCCUCUCCUUCACCCCCUGCGGCCUGCACCAGUUCCCCUGCCUGUCCAGGUACACCCGCAUCUACACCUGCCUGCCUCACAGCCUGCGCUGCGACGGGACCAUCGACUGCCAGGACCUGGGGGACGAGAUAGACUGUGAGGUUCCGUCCUGUGGAGAGAGACUCAGGAACUUCUACGGUUCCUUCAGCUCCCCCAACUACCCCGACUUCUACCCACCUGGCAGCAACUGCUCCUGGACCAUCGACACGGGGGACCCCCGCAAGGUGGUCCUGAGGUUCACAGACUUUAAGCUGGACGGGACCGGGUACGGAGAUUACGUGAAGGUGUACGACGGUCUGGAGGAGAACCCUCGCCGCCUGCUGCGCGUUCUGACCGCCUUCGACUCCCGGGCGCCGGUCGCCGUGGUUUCCUCCUCCGGACAGCUGCGCAUCCACUUCUACGCCGACAAGAUUAACGCCGCCAGAGGCUUCAACGCUACCUACCAGGUGGACGGGUUCUGCCUGCCCUGGGAGGUUCCCUGCGGGGGGAACUGGGGAUGCUACACUGAGCAGCAGCGCUGUGACGGUUACUGGCACUGUCCGAACGGACGGGACGAGCUGAACUGUUCUUCUUGUCAGGAGGAUGAAUUCCCCUGCUCCAGAAAUGGAGCGUGUUACCCUCGAUCGGACCGCUGCAACUACCAGAACCGCUGCCCCAAUGGAUCCGACGAGAAGAACUGCUUCUUCUGCCAGCCCGGGAACUUCCACUGCAAGGUAAUGCAGCUAAAUAACCGCUGUGUGUUUGAGUCGUGGGUGUGCGAUGCGCAGGACGACUGUGGCGACGGCAGCGAUGAGGAGAGCUGUCCAGUGAUCGUUCCCACCAGAGUGAUCACUGCUGCUGUCAUCGGGAGUCUGAUCUGCGGUCUGCUGCUCGUCAUCGCGCUCGGCUGCACCUGCAAACUCUACUCGCUGCGCAUGUUCGAACGCAGGUCCUUCGAGACGCAGCUGUCCAGGGUGGAGGCGGAGCUCCUGAGGAGAGAGGCCCCGCCCUCUUACGGUCAGCUGAUAGCCCAGGGUCUGAUCCCGCCGGUGGAGGACUUCCCAGUGUGCUCUGGGAACCAGGCGUCGGUUCUGGAGAACCUGCGGCUGGCGGUCCGCUCUCAGCUGGGCUUCACCUCCCUGAGGCUGCCCUCCUCCGGUCGCCAUAGCAACCUGUGGCGCCGCCUGUUCACCUUCCCGCCCCGGCGCUCCGGAUCUCUGGCGCUGGUUUCGGCUGACCUGGAGGACGGAGGCAGCUCCAACAGUUCUGACCUGCUGAGCCCCGACUCUGACCCCGAGAUGGAGGGCGAGCGAGGGGGGGCGAGGGAGGGUGAAGGAGGGGGAGGGAGGGAGCGCGGGGCGGCGGGUGGUCCCGUGGCCCCCCUCCCUCAGAAGACCCCGCCAUCAGCUGGUGUGGAGGCCGUGGUUUCCGUGACGACGUCUUUGCCCCCAGUCACCCUGACGCCAGUCUGUGCCCGGACCCGGGAGGCCCCGCCCCCUUCCAGCCCCGUCGCCGCGGUAACCUCCGGUCCUGAUCCCGAGUGUCACGGCGAUGCCCCGGAGGCCCCGCCCCCCUCCGCCCUGCAGCGAUUGGCCCAGAACCUGGGCCGCUUCGUCCGCCGUCUGAGGACCGGCCCGCAGGACUGGACCAAUCACAGCCCUCUGCACCAGCUGGAGACAGGAAGGGGCGGAGCCGAGGCCGGCGAGCAGCGAAACAGAGAAGAAGAAAGAAGACGGGAGCUGCUGAUCCCCGUCUCAGACUCUGACUCCGCCUCCUCCUCCUCAUUGGACGUAAGGCAGCCGCUCCUGGAGCCACACCCCUCCUACAGCACAAGCCACGCCCCCCACCAUCACCGUGGUAACGUCGGGCCUUGUGAACACUGUGGGAUUGUGCACACCGCCCUGAUCCCAGACGCCUCGGGGGGGAAGACGGAGAGCAGUGACGACGAGUUGCUGCUGCUCUGCUAACGGCUAACAGGCUAACUGAUGUCCUACCAACAGCUAACAUGCUAACUAAGAGCUAACGUGCUAACUGAUGUCCUACCAACAGCUGACAUGCUAACUAAGAGCUAACGUGCUAACUGAUGUUCUACCAACAGCUGACGUGCUGAAUGCUAACAUGGUACCUGGCUUCAUCACAUGCUAAUUUACAGCUAACAUGCUAACACUAUGACUGAACUGCAAACUAGCCAACAUGCUUACUGUUUGAGUGGACUAUGAACAGCCGGCAGGCUAACUUUAACCUGGACUAGAGCUACACCUGUUAGCAUGUUAGCUGGAUUGACGGUAGCUCUCAGAGAUGUCGGUACGAUGAUGAAACUCUCCUGGUCCGUCGCUUAAGAAACUCCCCGCUUUCUGCUCGUUGGUACGACUGUAAACUGUAUUCUGACAGGAAGCUGUUGGACUCCUGGCCUGUGCAACUCUUUAAAAGGUCCCCCUUUGUUCUGUUGAUCAGAACUGUGAGAAUGACGAGGGUCAUGUGACUAGUGCUGGUAGCUACAGUUAGCUGCUGACAGGCUAAUCUAAUGCUAGGCUAACCCACAGAGCAGGGUUAGGUAAUAAUGUUUAAACUGGUGUGAUACUGAUCCACACUGACCGUUACUUAAUCCCCCAGGUGACCCCAGGUGUCCACCAGGUGACCCCAGGUGACCCCCAGGUGACCCUCAGGUGACCCCAGGUGACACUCAGGUGACCCCAGGUGACCCCCAGGUGUCCCCCAGGUGUCCCCCAGGGGACCCCCAGGUGUCC